Penicillium pulvis is the source of this 2163-nucleotide messenger RNA. RefSeq lists its product as uncharacterized. Gene Ontology annotation, molecular function: GTP binding; GTPase activity; molecular adaptor activity. Lineage: Eukaryota; Fungi; Ascomycota; Eurotiomycetes; Eurotiales; Aspergillaceae. Gene Ontology annotation, biological process: cytoskeleton-dependent cytokinesis. Gene Ontology annotation, cellular component: cell division site; septin complex; microtubule cytoskeleton. The coding region runs from base 1 to 2163 and encodes 720 amino acids. The record is from RefSeq and is a predicted model, not a curated record. The transcript has 3 exons.
AUGCGACCCGUUCCGGAUCUACCACCUUACUCUCGAAAAUCCUCCUUUGACGCUCCCUCUCCGUCCCUUGAUCCCCGCAGCACUGCCCCCGCAACCUUCUUCCUAUCACAGAACCCGCAUGCCUCCGGGCUAGACCCGGACCUUACUCCACAAGGGGCUGGGGACCUCAAGGAGAGUAUGUAUGGGGUACAGAGUCUAAACGAAACAAUAUCUCGGUCGGAGUUAGCUGCAAGCUCAUGCGACCACCCGGACCCAGCCUCGAGCAAGUCGUUGCAGGAGGAUGAUAUGGAAGAGUCAAAGAAUGCCCGACGACGCUCGACCUUGAAACCCUUUGGUUCUGUGAUUCGGGAAUCAUCGAUGCGACCAUCGCUCACCGAUGCAGCAUCUCGUCCGUUAACCCCACUUCACCCUGAUGAGCCAUCUUCACUUCCCAGUAGCCCAAAAUCAAUCUCCAACCAAUCUCUCCGACCCCUCGACGACAUUUCGAUCACGGAUGAAACCGGUAGUCAAAUUAUUGAAUCGGACGAAGAGUAUAGGCCGGGGCCUUCGCCGCGCCUGGGGCCCCAUGGAGCGUCGCAACUUAUUAUGCCAAGUAUAAAAAUGCCAAGUCGCCGGCCCUUUACAGAGAGGGGAAAGGCCAUGGGCCGGUUCAAGAUUCUUCUGGCUGGUGCUCCAGGCUCCGGUAAAACAUCCCUCAUCAAAUCCAUUGUUCAAACCUGCGAAGAUAUCGUACACGUUGAUUCACUUCCUUCGGUGGAUUCGUCUUUGGAGAGGCGCCGGUCGUCGCGCCCCCACUCUGAUUCAGUCCCCACUCGCGGGGCCGCUAUCGCUGAGAUAUACGCUAGUACCAAGCCCUAUCCCUCCUGGUGGUCAGACCUCGAGGACUCACGUGUACUGCGGCGUCGGAAGAGUAUUGGAGAAAUUGUGUUGGAGCGUAAUCUCUGCUUUGUUGAUCAACCUGCCACGUCACUGAGCUGGGCGGGUCAAACCGACGUGGUUCUGCAGUACAUGCGACAGCAACUCCAGCGCGCAACAGCAGCCCUUGCCGUUCCUGGUAUUGAUUUCCAGAAUCUAUUGGCAGGGAAUGGUGGUUCCCAGGUGGAUGCUAUCCUAUACCUAAUAUCAAAUGAUACACUGACGACAGACGUGCAGUGUAUUCGCAAGCUCUGCGAGCUAAGCAAUGUCAUACCGGUUGUGGCCAAAGCGGAUACUCUGUCUUUUGAUGAAGUCACGUCUUUAAAGACUAAAUUCCAUCAUCAGGCACAGGAUGCCGGAAUCAAGCCCUUCAUGUUUAAUGACGUGCUACAUGGAGGACUCCAUGGGUUGGAGCCUCAGCCACCAUACACUGUGUCAUCUGAGAAGACUAUCGAUAUGGAAAUCAUGGAUGCUAGCACACUCAUGAGUCCUGAUUAUGUUCAGCCUCUUAGUACAUCUGAACUCGAUACCUUGGUGGAAAAACUUUUUGACCGAGAUAACCUCGCCUGGAUGCGGCACUCGGCUGCCAAAAAAUUAAUGCAGCUACGCGGCGACUUUCCUCCCAUCCCGCGGACAACAACUCCGCUUCAUAAUGCACUCUCUGGUACUACUGCGGGCUGGAGAGCUGCCUCUGGUUCGUCUAUGGAUACGUCAAUCUCAUUUGGCGAGUCGGCACCAAGUUAUGCAAUGGCACGGAUUUCAGAUUAUACGAGACAUGAGGAAAACAUGGCCCAGGUUCGGCUGGCACAUUGGGCAACAGACUUAAACCGAAGUCUGCAAAAUGAACGUGACCGAUACGCAUCACUGGCCAGAGGCGAUCGCGCCAUAUGGCUCACCGAGAAACUGAAUGAAUGCGUUGUGGAUGGUUCGCUUGUGCCCAUCUCGAAAACCCCGGGUUUUUGCGGACUCCAAAUCCCUACCCACGAAAAGGGAUCCGGCACUGCCAUGAAAGCUCACCCGGGUACACCUUCAACUUACCGUGUUGCUAGUCUCAGCAGCCAUGACCCUCUAGGCGUGGUUGGCUGGAUUGACGACCUCGGACGACACAGCUGGGCAAUUAUGCAAGUCGUGGGCGGCGUUGGGGUUGUUGGUGGACUGGCCUUCUGGUUUGCUCGUGCGUGGGGACUUCCAUCACGUACCUUAUCUGAACUACAAGUGGAGUACUGGUUUGGAAAUCUAGAGCGAUGA